Messenger RNA from Sporothrix brasiliensis 5110, 2817 nucleotides. Its product is annotated as c2h2 transcription factor. The coding region runs from base 1 to 2817 and encodes 938 amino acids. Gene Ontology annotation, molecular function: RNA polymerase II cis-regulatory region sequence-specific DNA binding; DNA-binding transcription factor activity, RNA polymerase II-specific. NCBI's taxonomy places the organism in Eukaryota, Fungi, Ascomycota, Sordariomycetes, Ophiostomatales, Ophiostomataceae. The record is from RefSeq and is a predicted model, not a curated record. The transcript is spliced from 2 exons. Gene Ontology annotation, biological process: regulation of transcription by RNA polymerase II. Gene Ontology annotation, cellular component: transcription regulator complex; PcG protein complex.
AUGCUGUCCACACCCAUCAACAACACACAGAGCAGCGCUCUUCAGACUCGCCAACGGCUCCACCGGAGACAAAAGUCUACCCCGGUAGCCGCGUUCGAGGCGAUGAAGAUGAGCGGGUCCUCUUCGCCGCCCUCCAAGCAGCAGCAAGCCGCUGCCGCCGCUGCCGCUGCCACCAUGCAGCAAUCUGCACAAGGACAAGCGUAUCCUCAGGCUCAGUCUCAAGCACUUUCACAAGCACAUCUGCAGAAGCAGCAAGUAUCUCGCCAGGUUGGACACCGCCGGGGUCUGAGCCUCGAUACGAGACGGCAGCAGCUGCAGCAGCGCCACCAGAGACAACAGCAGAUCCAGCAAUUGCAGAACCAGCAGAAGCUAGAGCAGAAGCAGCUGCAGCAUCAGCAUCAACAGCAGAAGCAGCAGCUCAUGGCAGCAGCGGCCGCGGCGGCAUCCGCAACCACUAACCAAGGACAAUCCACAGCACAGCAUGUUAUGCAAGAUACGCAGCAGCAACGCACAGUACGCCAGGGCAUCGAAGCCCAACAAUUUGCUAAGCGGUCCCGUGAGCAAGCAAUUCUCUUCGCGCAACAGCAACAGCAGCAACAACAACAACGGCAGCACCAGCAGGACUGCGCUGAUGCUUCCUUCGACUUCUACAAUGGGCCCACUGCCGCCAUGAUGAGAAAGUCGCUCUCCGGCGGUGGCCUGCCCAUGCAACAGCAAGAUUUCCAGCUCUUUGCAAACUCCGGCCACCAUGGUCUCCAGCCUCCCACAGCAUUCAUGAACUUCCAAGAUGCCAGCAACACUGCAGGCUUCCCCCCGUCAGCUACCUCUCCGCAAGGUUGGGCGUCCGAAGACGAUACCUCUAGCACACGCCGUUCUUCGCGGAGAGUCAGCAACGGAAUCCUGGAUCGGGUGUCCAAAUUCGAGGGCAUGGCCAUGGAGAUGCAAAGACCAGCUACGCCUCCCCACCAGAAUGAAAAUAAAUAUUUCCCGCCGACGCCGACGGAAACUCCCCUCGAAAGAAUGGAGAAACAUCAGGGCGCUCCUCGUCUCGACCGGUUCGCAGACCACUAUGACGAGUCUAUGGAGGAGACCCUGAAGCCACAGCGGAACCGAGGGCACCACUCGAACCGUUCGUCUGGUGUCUUUGAUGACCUGCGCCAACAAGCCGAGGCCAUGGCUUUGGCCACGCCGCCUCGGUCUAACAUGAUCCGGAUGCCCAUGACUCCGGCUGACUUCAUGGGUAUGAACAUGCAGAAUGGCGGCUUUGUUGCUAUGCCCGUUCCGGCGGACAUGCAGCACCUGUCCCCACCCCAAUCCCAGCACCCAACACCUGCCACGAUCCAGGGCGUGUUUGACAGCAACAUCGUGGGCAACCCCGAUGUCUUUGCAAAGUCCGAUCUGUGGGCCACCGAGUACGACUCGCAGUCCACCGUCUCGCCGUUUGGCUCGGGCCGCCCUGCUUCGCCCUCGCAAUCCGAGACCCCCGGCCCGUCCCGCCACAGAGCACCCCAUAAGCGCAACGAGUCGAUAGCCAGCAUCGCGAGUGCCGCCAGCAUUGCGAGCAUCAACAUCGACGAGACCCGGACAGAGACUGGUGUUACUCUUGACGACAUUGCCAUCUACAUCGAAGGACCCAACCCUGCCGAUGGCAAAUGGCGGUGCCUGUACGAGAACUGCGACAAACGCUUUGGUCGCAAGGAGAACAUCAAGUCCCACGUUCAGACGCAUCUCAAUGACCGCCAGUACCAGUGCCCGCACUGCCAGAAGUGCUUUGUUCGCCAGCAUGACCUGAAACGCCACGCCAAGAUUCACACUGGUGUGAAGCCAUACCCAUGCGAGUGCGGCAAUAAUUUUGCCCGCCACGACGCCCUCACGCGCCAUCGUCAGCGUGGCAUGUGUAUUGGUGCUUUCGACGGUGCUGUUCGCAAGAUUGGCAAGCGCGGUCGCCCUCGCAAGUCCCGCCCUAGUCUGGAUGCGCGCCGCGACAAGUCGUCUCGCACUCGGUCCAAGAACAAGGCUUCUGGCAUGGGUGGUUCGGCAUCCCCUGAUCGCUCGUCGCACUCUGGUUACUCUGACAACUCAGCGGGUAAUUCACCUCGAAGCGAUGGCUCGGACAGCCCCUUCGACGAUGAUCUAUUUGAUGGUAUGGACAGCCAUACUAUGGAUAUGGGCUUUGCCUCUGGCGUCCCCUCCUUGGGAUCUGUUUCGAAAAGCACAAUGAACCCCAGUGCUCUCGCAGUGUCCUCGGCUCCCAUGCCCGGUUCCGGCAUUUCUGCACAGGAAAUGGUCAACAUUAUGCCUGUCGUGUCGCCAGCUGAGCAAGCCGCCGCGAUUGCUGCGUCGCCGUCCGCUAUGAGCCACUACUCGCACGUGUCCCGCGCAUCUCUUCCCGGCAGCAGCAACGACGCAGAGCCUGAUGAAUUCUUACCGACCAACUUACCGACUUCCCCAACCAAGAGCGUGGCUAGCCACUACUCCCACCAUCCCGGAACCCCUCCUGAACUGUCAGCGUCGAGCUCGCCGCCGCAGUCUUCUGCUCGCUUCUUCGAGUUGGACCCCAACUCAAGUUGUGCAGACGAAGACGCGAUUGGUCUGAGUGCUCCUUUGACAGGUAGCUGUGGUCCUCUCGAAAUGGAUGUGGGUAACGUCUCGACCGGCACCAUCGAUGAAGACAUCUUGUUGAUGAAGGCCUAUAGCGCUGAUGACGUGCUCGUUCAACUUGACGACUCCGGUCUCAGCAUGCUGAACACGAGCAAAUUUGAUGACGAGUACGGCAUGUUCACCAACAACGAUGACGUCUUCUUCGGUAACAACUGA